Molecule: messenger RNA, 467 nt
Organism: Parathielavia appendiculata
Lineage: Eukaryota; Fungi; Ascomycota; Sordariomycetes; Sordariales; Chaetomiaceae
Exons: 1
Coding region: 40-351 (103 amino acids)
Source: RefSeq, a predicted model, not a curated record
AGUCACUCGUCAUUGAUCUCUCUACCUUAGACAAGCCAGAUGAUGGAUUGUCGUUUGAUCUCUAGGUUCGAGGCCUCCCUAUUCCCCCCGGGGUAUUGGCUCACUACAGUGAUUUCUUUCCUUUGUCGGUCAUCGUGUUUUGCCUCGCCGACGAUCCGGGUUUGUGGCAGAGAUGCAACGUCAUCCACCCGUCCUGGGAGCUGUCUUGGCCUAAUGUCUCAACGCACAAAAAACUGCUGGAGUUCGCUCGGUUCUUGCAUAGAAAGCAGCAUCAAGCAGUCGCGCCGCCGGCAGCAUACCCUUGGGGUGAGGUCAACUUGUCAAGAGUUCUGGCAAGAUGGCUGUCGAUAAGUGGGACAGCUAGACUCAACACAAAAGUCGGAACGUAGGUAUCAACGCCUACGUUCGGAAGCUGUCCUCAAUUUCCGUCGGCUUACCAAAUUUUCUCCGGCAACAACAACAGCUUC